Molecule: messenger RNA, 321 nt
Organism: Malus domestica (apple)
Lineage: Eukaryota; Viridiplantae; Streptophyta; Magnoliopsida; Rosales; Rosaceae
Source: RefSeq, a predicted model, not a curated record
AUGCAGGGCCUGCGGUUAACAAAAACCCUAGCUGUGAGAGAGAAGCGAGUGGUGGUGACCAAUGACCUUCUCAAAGGCCAGCUGACCGCAGUCGUGUGCGCCGAGCAGAUCGCCAUAUUAGAAGGUUUGGUGAGGCAGAAGCUAAAGUACAUGAAGUUCCUCAGGAAACGCAUGAACACCCUACCCUCUCCCGCCAAAAUCUUCUGGCACAACGUCCGAGGUGAAUUGGGGUUUGUGAUCAAUUGUGAAAUUAGGGAUUUGAGGCUUCUGAAUGGCCACAAAUAUUGCUUGUUGGGUCAGCUUUCGUCUGAGGUCGGAUGA